UAACUUUUGCUCUCUCUCUUUCUCUCUCUCUGCCUCAGCCUAAUAAAUUGAUUCAGGCUCUGUAGUCGCCACCUCUAUUGCGUGCUUUCUGCCUCAUCUCAUCUUCAUUCUCUUGAAGCUCUCAUUCCAUUUCUCUUUAUAUUUUCUCUCGAACAACAACAACAACAACAGAGCAAGAAGAGCUAGAAGAAUCACAAGAAAAGCAUAGCAGAACCAACCAACCUUUCUUCUUCAUGGCAGUUGAAGCUCAGCACCUCCACCAUGCGGCUCUUAUCCCAUCUCAGUUAAUCCCAAAUAGAGAUUUCAUCAAAACCAACCAAGGAAACGCCAAUAUUUACAGUACACAGAUGGACUCUGGCCUGCUUUUGUCCGCAACAAUGCCUGAAAAUCUGCUUCCCAUGUACCAAUCGCCUUUCUGUGAAGCAAAUAAAGCUUCGAUGAACAAGCAGGCGGAGAGUGGUCUCACAUACAACAACAUAUCUGCUCCUAGAAAGCGGCCUAGAGACCAAUUAAUCAACGACUUCAACAAUUUCUCAGUCCCUCAGAAGACCAAAAUGUCCGUUGGUGCCUCAUCUUUUAUGGACCAAGACAUUGCCUUUCAGAUCCAACAACAGCAAUCUGAGAUCGAUCGCUUCAUCGCCCAACAUACUGAGAAAGUGAGAAUGGAACUCGAAGAGCAAAGAAAGCAGCAAUCGAGAUUGUUAGUGUCGGCAAUCCAGGAGAGAAUCGUGAAGAAACUGAAGGAGAAAGACGAGGAGAUACAGAGGAUGGGGAAGCUCAAUUGGGUCCUUCAAGAGCGAGUCAAAAGCCUAUUCGUUGAGAACCAAAUAUGGAGGGACAUGGCGCAGACAAACGAAGCCGCAGCCAAUUCUCUACGCACCAAUUUAGAGCAAGUCCUGGCGCACGUUAGCGAGGAGCACCAAGCUGGUGGCGGCCCCCCAGCCGCCGCGGUGGCAGACGAUGCGCAAUCGAGCUGCGGCAGCAACGAUUACGGGCGGGAUGAAGAGGCGGUUGAUGGUGGUGAUGCGGUGGUUGGAGGCGGCGGAAACGGUGGUUGUGGUGGUGGCGAUAGGAUGUGUAAGAGGUGUGGGGUGAGGGAGUCAAGGGUGUUGUUACUGCCAUGCAGGCAUUUGUGCCUGUGUACAAUGUGUGGGUCCACCCUUCUCAAUUGCCCUGUAUGUAACUCUGUCAUGAAUGCCAGUGUGCAUGUUAAUUUCUCUUAGGAUUUUUUUAGUCCUCAGAAAUUGAACAGAAAAAUAUUGUCAAAUACUUUUUGGACAAAAAGGGAAAAAAAAAAAGAGUAGGAUUACAAAUUUUGUUUC
This is a messenger RNA of Prunus dulcis (almond), 1322 nucleotides long. RefSeq names its product BOI-related E3 ubiquitin-protein ligase 1-like. The transcript has 3 exons. The record is from RefSeq and is a predicted model, not a curated record. Bases 234 to 1223 code for a protein of 329 amino acids. Gene Ontology annotation, biological process: regulation of programmed cell death. Gene Ontology annotation, molecular function: ubiquitin-protein transferase activity. Lineage: Eukaryota; Viridiplantae; Streptophyta; Magnoliopsida; Rosales; Rosaceae.